Messenger RNA from Salarias fasciatus (jewelled blenny), 8980 nucleotides. RefSeq names its product notch receptor 3 (gene notch3). Gene Ontology annotation, biological process: regulation of DNA-templated transcription; cell differentiation; heterophilic cell-cell adhesion. The transcript is spliced from 33 exons. The coding region runs from base 190 to 7611 and encodes 2473 amino acids. Gene Ontology annotation, cellular component: plasma membrane; protein-containing complex. Gene Ontology annotation, molecular function: calcium ion binding; protein binding; signaling receptor activity. The record is from RefSeq and is a predicted model, not a curated record. NCBI's taxonomy places the organism in Eukaryota, Metazoa, Chordata, Actinopteri, Blenniiformes, Blenniidae.
AGGAGAAUCACAGCAGCCGUGGCCGAGCUGCGGAGGAUAAUACGGGACUGGGACGGAACGCUGCGCCUCACGGCUGACUUUAUGAGAAAACCCCCAUCGAUCUUGGAGCCUUCAUUUUCACGUGAACUCAACAAAGGAUGUAUUCCUACUAAAAGACCAACUUGAAACGCUGGAAACUUUUCCACCGAAAUGGAAGGGAAUAUUCCAUGGAUUAUUUUCUCAUGCUUACUGUUUAUGCACAUUUGUGAAGGGUUCCGCUGCCUGGAUAAGUACAGACCGUGUGAAAAUGGAGGAACAUGCUCAGAGUCCAACUCUCGAUGCACAUGCCGGCCCGGGUUCAUUGGUCCUCUCUGUCAGUACCUGGAUCCCUGUCAUCGAUCGCCAUGUCUAAAUGGAGCAGCCUGCAAAAGCCAAGUGAUCAAUGGCAUCCCGCAGUAUACCUGUGUGUGCCAGAGAGGGUUCAGAGGCCAGGACUGCUCCCUCAUUGAUGCUUGUGCCACCACCCCGUGUGCCAACGGCGCCCGCUGCGUCAACUGGAAUAACCACUACAACUGCUCCUGCCCACCUGGCUUUCAGGGGAAGAACUGCAGAAAUGACAUUGACGAGUGCCGCAAGCCCGGCGCGUGCCUCAAUGGCGGCCUGUGCAUAAACACCCACGGGUCCUUCCGCUGCCAGUGCCCGCCUGGAUACAGCGGUCGCACGUGCGAGGUGUCCACCCUGCCCUGCGCCCCGUCGCAGUGCCUCAACGGGGGCACCUGCCGACAGACGAGCGACCAUUCCUACGAAUGCGCUUGCUUACCAGGCUUUGAGGGACACAACUGUGAGAAUAACGUGGAUGACUGUCCAGGCCACAAGUGUAUGAAUGGAGGAAUAUGUGUCGAUGGAGUGAAUACAUACAACUGCCAGUGCCCGCCAGAGUGGACAGGACAAUACUGCGCCGAGGACGUCAAUGAGUGUCUCAUGCAGCCCAACGCCUGCCAUAACGGCGGCACUUGCUUCAACACCAUCGGUGGCCACACCUGCGUCUGCGUGAACGGUUGGACGGGAGACGACUGCAGCGAAAACAUCGAUGACUGCGCGAUCGCUGUUUGCUUCAAUGGCGCCACAUGCCACGACCGAGUCGCGUCCUUCUUCUGCGCGUGUCCAGUUGGGAAGACUGGUUUGCUGUGCCACCUCGACGAUGCCUGUGUGAGUAACCCCUGCAACGAAGGGGCAGUGUGUGACACGAACCCCCUCAAUGGCCGGGCCAUCUGCACUUGCCCCGCUGGUUUUGUGGGAGGUGCCUGCAAUCAGGACAUGGACGAGUGUUCCAUUGGUGCAAAUCCAUGUGAGCACUUUGGGAAAUGUGUGAACACGGAGGGUUCCUUCGAGUGUCAGUGCGGCCGCGGAUAUGCUGGCCCACGCUGUGAGAUUGACAUCAACGAAUGCCUGUCCAUGCCCUGCCAGAACGACGCCACUUGCCUGGAUCGCAUUGGAGAGUUUACUUGCAUUUGCAUGCCAGGCUACAUGGGAACUUACUGUGAGAUUGACGUAGACGACUGUGAGAGCAACCCGUGUGUGAAUGACGGCAUCUGUCGAGACAUGGUCAAUGGCUUCACAUGCACCUGCCAGCCAGGGUUUACUGGCACCAUGUGUCAAAUCGACAUAGAUGAGUGCGCCAGCACGCCUUGCCAGAAUGGGGCGAAAUGCUACGACAGGCCCAACGGGUUCGAGUGCCGCUGUGCCGAAGGUUACGAAGGGACCCUUUGCGAAAGCAAUAUCAACAACUGUCAGCCCGACCCGUGCCAUCACGGCACUUGCAUCGAUGGAAUCGCGAGUUACACUUGUAACUGCGACGCCGGCUACACCGGCUAUCGCUGUGAGAAUCAGCUGAACGAGUGCCACAGCAACCCCUGUCAGAACGGGGGCAAGUGUGUGGACCUGGUCAACAAGUACAUCUGUCAGUGUCAACACGGAACCUCAGGCACAAACUGUGAGAUCAACUAUGACGACUGUGCCAGUAACCCAUGUGAUUACGGCAUCUGCAAAGAUGGCAUCAACCGCUAUGACUGUGUUUGUAAGCCUGGCUUCACUGGUCCCAAAUGUAACGUGGAAAUAGACGAAUGUGCGUCCAGCCCGUGCAGAAACGGAGGAACGUGUGUGGACGAGGAGAACGGCUUCCACUGCCAGUGUCCUGAGGGCUUCAAGCCACCCUACUGCUACUCGCAGGUGGAUGAGUGCGGCAGCAGCCCGUGUGUGCACGGCUCGUGCAGGGAUGACAUUAACGGCUAUCGCUGUGACUGUGAGCCUGGUUGGGUGGGGAAGAACUGCGACCUGGACAGGAAUGACUGUUUGCCCAGUCCCUGUCAGAACGCUGGCACGUGCAUCGACCAGCUCAACGGUUUCACCUGCAAGUGUCGCCAAGGCUUCAGAGGUAACCUCUGCCAAGUGAACAUCAACGAAUGUGCGUCCAGCCCCUGUCUGAAUAAGGGCACUUGUGUGGAUGGCGUGGCCAGCUUCACGUGCCUGUGUGAGCUCCCUUACAGUGGACCCACAUGUGCUGAGGUCCUCACGCCUUGCUCUCCUAACCCCUGCGCCAAUCAUGCUGUGUGCACACACACGCCAGAUUACCUGGGCUAUCAGUGUAACUGCCAGGCAGGGUGGCAAGGUCAGUUGUGCAACAUAGAUGUGAAUGAAUGUAUCUCAAAUCCCUGCAAAAACCGUGGGACCUGCUCGAACACUCUCGGAGGAUUCGUGUGCUCCUGUAGAGCAGGAUAUACCGGGCUAACCUGCGAAACAGACAUCAAUGACUGUAGUCCAAAUCCCUGCCUCAGCGGAGGUUCCUGCACAGAUGGGGUGAAUUCUUACCACUGUAGCUGCCUGCCAGGCUUCACAGGGCCCCGCUGUGCUUUGGAGAUCAAUGAAUGCCAAAGUUCUCCCUGCAAAAAUGGAGGAACAUGCACCGAUUAUGUCAACUCCUACACAUGUACCUGUAGGCCCGGCUUCACUGGCAUCCACUGUGAAACCAACAUCCCCGAUUGCACUGAGAGCUCUUGCUUCAAUGGAGGGACGUGCACCGAUAAAAUCAAUGGCUACUCCUGCACGUGCCGCUCGGGCUUCACUGGCUCCCACUGCCAGUAUGAAGUCAACGAGUGUGAUUCCCAGCCUUGCCUCAAUGGGGGCAUAUGUCAGGAUGCCCUGGAGUCCUUCCGCUGCUCCUGCCCCAGGGGCUACACUGGCAACCGAUGCCAGACGCCAGUGGAUUGGUGUCGACGCUCAUCUCCAUGCCAAAAUGGAGGACGCUGUCGCCAGAAGGAUGCCUCCUUUAUCUGUGAUUGCACAAAUGGCUGGUCUGGACGUUACUGUGACAUCCCAAGAGUCUCCUGUGAGACAGCGGCUCGCCAAAGAGGCCUCCAGACAGAUGAACUAUGCCACCACGGGGGUCACUGUGUCAACACAGGAAAUACCCACUACUGCAAAUGUCCCUCCGACUACACUGGAAGCUACUGCGAGAAUCAAGUGGACCACUGCGAGGACAAACCUUGUCGCAAUGGUGCCACCUGCAGGGGAUAUGUGGGAGGUUACCAGUGUGACUGUAUGCCAGGCUAUACUGGGCAAAACUGUGAGAUAGAAAUCAAUGAGUGCCAGUCUCACCCAUGCCAGAAUGGAGGCACUUGCAUUGAUUUGGUCGGACAUUACAUCUGUUCCUGCCCACCUGGCACUCUAGGAGUUCUCUGCGAGAUCAAUGAAGAUGACUGCGCUCCACCCAUGAGGCUGCGCAGUGCUACUCCCAAGUGCCUGAAUAAUGGCACCUGUGUGGACAGAGUCGGCGGCUACCGCUGCAAUUGCCCUCCUGGUUUCACCGGAGAACGGUGUGAGGGCGACAUAAACGAGUGUCUCUCCAACCCCUGCAGUCCCUCCAACAGUCUCGACUGCAUCCAGUUGCCCAACGACUACCAGUGUGUCUGCAAACCAGGCUUCACAGGCCGAAGGUGUCAGAGCAGAUUCAGUGUGUGUGAGUCUCAGCCGUGUCAGAAUGGAGGAGCUUGCUCUCUGACCAGCAGCUCAGGCAUGGGCUACACCUGCACAUGUCAGCUUGGUUAUACCGGGCCGAACUGUGAAAGGAGCAUGUCCUGCCGGGAGCUGUCCUGCUAUAAUGGAGGGAGCUGUGCUCUCACUACAAGAGGGGCUCGCUGCACAUGCCUGCCAGGCUAUGGCGGACCCCAGUGUCAGCACCGCAGCAAUGAAGGCUGCUCCUCCCAGCCCUGCCGGAACGGGGGACUGUGCACAGAGGAGACCAGCUUCCCAUUCUUUCACUGCCAGUGUUCCAGUGGCUGGACGGGGAAACGCUGUGAGCAGAGCGCGGUGGAGCCCCAGACGCCGUCGUGCCCUUUGGCAGACUGUCGCGGCAAAGCCAACGACAGCGUUUGCGACAAGGAAUGCAACACGUUCGCCUGCCGCUGGGACGGCGGCGACUGCUCUCUGGCGGUGAAUCCGUGGGCCAACUGUGCAGAUCCUCGCUGCUGGCGCGCGUUUAACAACAGCCAGUGCGAUGAGUCCUGCAACAACGCUCACUGUCUGUAUGACAACUUCGACUGCAGGACCAAGGAGAAAGUUUGCAAUCCAAUAUAUGAAACCUACUGCAUUGACCACUACGCCGACGGACAGUGCGACCAGGGCUGCAACACAGAGGAGUGCGGCUGGGACGGCCUGGACUGCGCAGAGAAAGUCCCGGAGGACAUUGCGGACGGCGUGUUGGUCUUGGUCGUCCUGCUGCCUCCGGAGGAGCUCCUCCGCACCAGCACGGCUUUUCUCCAGAAGUUAAGCGCCAUCCUACACACUUCACUGCGCUUCAGGCAGGACCGCAACGGCGAAGCGAUGAUCCGCCCUUACAGGCGCAGAGAGGCACGCCUCAAGCGCGAGUUGCAGCAUCAGCAGGAGAUCAUUGGCUCCAUAGUUUACCUGGAAAUAGAUAACCGUCUGUGCUCUCAGGGCUCAGAGGGUUGUUUCCCUUCAGCUUUCAGUGCUGCAGACUACCUGGGCGCACUGUCAGCAGUGGAAAUGCUUCGCUUCCCUUACCCUCUCAAAGAAGUCCGUGGUGAAAGAAUCAUACAUGACGAGAUUGUAAUACCACCAUGGGGCAAGUUGAUGAUGGUGGGGAUCGCUUCACUCUUCCUCUUGGUCAUACUUGUGAUCGGGAUGCUGAUUGCACGUAGAAAGCGAGAACACAGCACCCUUUGGUUCCCUGAGGGCUUCUUCCUCAAGAAGGAGCCCAGCAGCAACAAAAACCGCAGAGAACCUGUGGGCCAGGACGCUUUGGGCAUGAAACAUAUGCCAAAGACUGUGGAGGAAUCACUCCUUGGAGAUCACUGUGAGCAGUGGAUGGACUCAGAUUGCCCAGAAGCCAAAAGACUCAAGGUUGAAGAGCCCAGCAUGCUCUCAGACAGUGAAGACGCUGUGGACUGCAGACAGUGGACACAGCACCAUCUUGCAGCAGCAGAUAUCCGCGUUCCACCAACCAUGGCCCUCACUCCUCCUCAAGGAGAGUUUGAAAGCGACUGUAUGGAUGUUAACGUUCGAGGCCCGGAUGGUUUUACUCCGUUGAUGCUGGCGUCAUUCUGUGGAGGCGGCUUAGAGCCUGAAGUGACGGAGGAGGAGGAGAACGAGGAGUGCUCUGCCAACAUCAUCUCCGACCUGAUCUAUCAGGGUGCGUCGCUCGCGGCCCAAACGGACCGCACCGGGGAGACGGCGCUCCACCUGGCUGCUCGCUACGCCCGUGCAGACGCUGCCAAGAGGCUGCUGGACGCUGGAGCAGACGCCAAUGCUCAGGACAACACAGGGCGCACCCCUCUACACGCCGCAGUGGCUGCUGACGCACAGGGUGUCUUCCAGAUUCUGAUUCGGAAUCGAGCAACAGAUCUUGACUCUCGUAUGUACGAUGGCUCCACUGCUCUGAUCCUUGCUGCACGGCUGGCAGUCGAGGGAAUGGUAGAGGAGCUGAUCACCUGUCAUGCUGACGUGAAUUCAGUUGAUGAACUGGGUAAAUCUGCCCUGCACUGGGCUGCUGCUGUUAACAACGUUGACGCCACUGUUGCCUUGCUGAAGAACGGAGCAAACAAAGACAUGCAAGAUCUUAAGGAGGAAACUCCGCUCUUCCUUGCGGCCCGUGAGGGCAGCUGCGAGGCCGUCAAGGUACUGCUGGCUCAUUUUGCAAACCGAGAAAUCACAGACCACAUGGACAGGUUGCCAAGAGACAUUGCUCAGGAGCGCAUGCAUCACGACAUCGUGCAGCUUCUCGACGAGUACAACACAGUGCGGAGUCCCCAGGGCCACGGCGGGGCCGGACACCACCUCACCGGGGGACACACCCUGUCUCCACUCAUGUGCCCUCCGAGUGCCUUCCUCCCCAGCCUGAAGAACACUCCCCAGGGCAAGAAGAACCGUCGGCCCGGUGCCAAGGGGUCUGGCCUCGGAGGACAACAUGUGACCAGUCUGAAAGAGUCAGUGAAGGCCCGGAAUAAGAAGCUGACCCUGGACAUGCAGAGUGCCUUACUGGAGAGCUCAGUUACUCUGUCCCCGGUCGACUCACUGGACUCGCCCCACGGGGGAGCCAGCAACGCUGGCUACAUCACCAACCCCACUUCUCCGGUGGCCAUGCAGUCACCAGGGCUUUUCCACUCCUCCAUGUCGGUCCCGAACACCCCAAUGGUGCACACUAACAUGUUGGAGGGCGGCGGCCCCUUCGCCGUGUCUCUAGCUCAACUCAGUGACCUGGGGGCUGGAGGAAUGUCUUUGCAGGGGCGUGCUCCGAUGGCUUCAGAUGUCAGCCACAGCUAUGUGCUGAGUUCAGGCCAAAUGGGGCUCAACAUGGGCAUGGUCAGUCCUGUUAGUGUUCCCUUUGACUGGCACAACCGGAUGCCCCCCUCCUCCCAGUGCGGCCAGCAAGUAGUGAAUAUUGUGCAGAAUAGCCAGGCCGGCAUGCACCCCCAGAGCCCGGCCAUGCAGCAGCAGAGCAUGCUGAUGCACCAGCAGAUCUACCGUAAUCCGAUGCUGCAGCCCACUCCCGUGACCUCCACCCCAACCAUCAGCCCCGUCAAGCUGCCCUCCAUCGCCGAGCAGCAGCAGCAGCAGCAGCAGCAGCUGAUCAAUCACAGCAUCACCAACCAGCAAAACAUGGCUCGCAUGGGCACCUCCACCCCACCCACACCCCAAACAUCGCAGCCCCCACCCACCUUCUUCCAGCAGCAGCAGCAGCAGAUGCCUCAGCCGCCCGCUCAGCCCCAGCCUCCCGCUCAGCCCGCACCGACGGCCACGCCGGCGGCCCAGCCCGCCCCGGCUCUGCCCCCCCAGCCGAGCGGCAGCGCCGCGGUGAAGGAGGAUUACCCCACCCCUCCCUCCCAGCACAGCUACUCUUCCGCACUAGACGCCACGCCCAAGCAUUACCUUCACUUGCCGAGCGAGCACCCCUACCUGACCCCCUCCCCGGAGUCUCCCGAGCACUGGUCGAGUCCCUCCCCGCACUGCGUCUCAGAUUGGUCAGAUUCCACACCCAGUCCGGCGGUCGCCGUCCCGGCCCAAACCCAAAUUACUCAAAUUCCAGAGGCCAAUGGCAAGAUGCAGGUGUUUGCGUGAAGAUCCCGUGACCUCUGCUUCAAAAAGGACUGGGCGAGGGAUCAGAAUUUGUGGACUGGCUCUUGGGCCUGUCUGUGUUUUUAUAGGUCAGCCUGUUUCCAAGAUUUUCAUUGGAUUUGGAUUGACUACGUUUAUCACGAGCGCCGUCUGCUGGUGAUUCUUUUGCAGAACAAACAAACAAAAAAAAAAAGUAAAGGGAAAUGUGUGUUGUCUGAAGAAACCGCAGACAAUUUAAUGAAGUAAUUCUGUCACAGAUGGACUUGUUUUUUUAUUAUAAAAGAAGUAUAUGAAGAAAACCAAGUCUUUCAUUUCAAAGACUUAGGGAUGCUCUCCUGAAAACUAACAAACAUUUUAAAAGUAGAUAAGAGACAAAGUGAAAUGUUGAAGGGAAUUCAUUUAUUUUUAUUUAUUGUUUUUAUCUAUCUGAACUGCCUUUGUAGGUGUUUUUCUUUCUGUUUUAGGUUCUCACAUAAAGUGCUGCCCAAAUUGAUAACCUGGUUCUAGCAAAUACAUUUCAAGAGUCGCUGCAGUAGUGAUAUGUUUGAUUGAACUGCAUAAAUCUUUUUCCAUAUGAGUAUUAUGAAUAAGAAUGUAGACAAGUGUCUCUGAAGCACUUCCAGUAACCGGCCUCAUGGGUGGCUCAGACGUGGGUCAAUGCAACAUUUGGCUAAAAUGGAUAUUUAUAAUAUAUGGGGGCAUUUAAUCCAAGGCAAUUUCCUUUAUAACAAUUGAAAGUGAAAAUGCAGAGUAAGGUUUUAGAUUAAUUGCUUUUUAUUUGUAGCUUGUCACUGAUAUUAAAGCACUCUCCUUGCCAAUGUAUUUCCAGCCCUGUUACCUUUCCGUUUAAGAAUUUUUUUGUUUUUGUUUUUGUUUUGUUUUUUCACUUUAAGAAAGCAUUUCAAACUAUUUUGCCUGUAAAAACAGCCUCUCACUGCCCUAAUAUUAUUAUUUUUUUGGUCUGUUUUUAUACUCUGUAUAUUUGUGGAAAACAGUGAAUCACUCCAGAUAGCCUAAGCUUAAUUUUAUCAGCUGCUAUUUUGUAUCAUCACUCUCUGCAAACAUUCCUUCUGUUUUUUUCUUUCCUUUCCUGUGUAUUGUUGAGUCUGGACACUGUGCCUUCAGCGGCAGGAUGAAACCUGAGGGCAGACUCGUCGGCGUCGGGCGGCGGCGCCCGGUUCCCCCCCUCUCCGCCUGUCUGUGUGGCGAAGCGGUGGUCGCGGUGACGGUGCGGCUGCUGGGCUGUGACUGCUCGUGCCCUGUCACUCCCCAGGGAGGUGUUUUAUGGCAUGCAGCGGGACGGUUCCCCUGCAUCUACAGUAGCUUCCAGUCCAGGGGCUUCGGAGUUACAUCUUGAGAUGAUUGUUAAAAA